Molecule: messenger RNA, 3018 nt
Organism: Carassius carassius (crucian carp)
Lineage: Eukaryota; Metazoa; Chordata; Actinopteri; Cypriniformes; Cyprinidae
Product: proto-oncogene c-Rel-like
Exons: 9
Coding region: 671-2470 (599 amino acids)
Biological process (GO): response to cytokine; innate immune response; inflammatory response
Cellular component (GO): cytoplasm
Molecular function (GO): RNA polymerase II cis-regulatory region sequence-specific DNA binding; DNA-binding transcription factor activity, RNA polymerase II-specific
Source: RefSeq, a predicted model, not a curated record
UAGUCAAGUAGGCCUAGCUGUCUUUUUCUAUUCCCGUUCUUGUUUUUCCUAUCUUGAAUUAUGCGUAGCUACAGGUCAAGUCUGUGUAAUAGAUAGUCGAUUCAAAACAGCACUGUUGCUUUAAUGAGUUGUUUAGAUAGACAGUUAAAGAUAUUGAAUGUACCAACUCAUAAUUUAGAUUAUAGGCCUAUAGAAUCUGUGUCAAUAAUAACGACGUUCUAUGCUAUUUUGUUGUGUUUGUAAAUCUUGACAAUGUAAUUUGUAAUCUUACAGUGUAAUAUGUUCCGCAUUUUCAAGUCUGAUUCUAUUGAAGAAAAAACAUACAGGCUUGUUGUUUUAUAUAUUACAGGGAAUAAAAUGCAGAGUUGUCUUUGUGGGAGUGUACAAUUACAGACAGCACUUUAGAAACAAAAGCAAUAUGAUUCACAUUACCUGAAAAAAAAAAGUUCUUAAGACCUCUAAACUCUAGAUAAAUAUUGUGUAAACUAAACAAAUCAAAUGAGUUGCCAGUUCAUGAAUACACGAGGGACAAACUAACAUCAGGAAAUAAAAAUGAGGAACUUUUAGAGGCGGUUUCAACUCAACUGUUCAACUGUUAAUUCUAAUCUGCACGUUUGUUAAUUCUUGUACGAUAUAAUAUGCAUUAUAACACUUAUUUAGCUGAUUGCCUAUGUUCAUCUGUGUUCUUCUAUCCAUGCUUUUCUGUACAGUGCAUACCCUCUUAAUGCACAGGGACCCCAAUCUAAUGGGAGACCCCUGUGUUCAGAUCUUCGAGCAGCCAAAACAGCGAGGCAUGCGCUUCAGGUACAAAUGCGAGGGUCGUUCAGCGGGCAGCAUACCUGGAGAAAGAAGCUCAGACAAUAACAGAACCUACCCAAGCAUUCAGAUUCUAAAUGUUACAGUGAAAGGAAAAGUACGUGUUACCCUGGUGACCAAAAGUGACCCAUAUAAACCUCAUCCCCAUGACUUGGUGGGUAAGGACUGCAAGGAUGGUUAUUACGAGGUAGAGUUUGGACCUGAACGAAGAGUCAUCGCGUUUCAGAACCUGGGCAUCCAGUGUGUGCGAAGAAGAGAAGUGAGAGAUGCCAUAAUGCAGAGGAUUACGCGAAGAAUCAACCCAUUCAAUGUUCCCCGAGACCAGCUGCUGCAGACUGAGGAAUAUGAUCUGAAUGUGGUGCGUCUUUGCUUUCAAGUUUUCCUGCAAGAUGAGACCGGGAUGUACAACACCGCGCUGCCUCCCAUCGUCUCCAACCCCAUCUAUGACAACAGGGCCCCAAAUACAGCCGAACUGCGAAUCUGCCGGGUGAACAAGAACAGCGGCAGUGUGAAGGGAGGUGAUGAGAUUUUCCUCCUCUGCGAUAAAGUGCAGAAAGAUGACAUUGAGGUGAGGUUCUUCACUCAGACCUGGGAGGCCAAAGGCUUAUUCUCUCAGGCAGACGUACACAGGCAAGUGGCCAUAGUGUUCAAGACACCCGCCUACUGUGACACCACCAUCACAGCCCCUGUCACAGUGCGCAUGCAGCUGCGUCGACCCACAGACCAGGAGGUCAGUGAGGCCAUGGAGUUCCGCUAUCUGCCUGAUGACAAAGAUCCAUAUGGCUGUCAAGAGAAGAAACGUAAAAUUGAAAGCCAGAUGAAAUCCUUCUCUGGCUUCUCCCAAGGAACCAUGAACUUCAUUAACAGACCAAAAGCAGUGGCUUCGGCAAGUUUGAUGAAUCAGAGAAUUAAAAUGGAGCCUACAAAUUAUUAUCCUCCAUCAAAUCGAGGCGUGAUGCGCCAAAAUCCAACAGGCUUUUAUAAUAAAGCCCCUCCGUCCUGCCCCAUGAUGCCACCCCUAACAGAAACCCCACCAUCAGGAACACACAGUCAAGCAUGGUCCAGUCCAAUCGCCAACACCACCAAUAAUGGAGUGGUCCUACAACAGGUGAACCCAAGUCCCAGCAUGCCCACCACAGGGGAAAGUGGAAACAGCCUUCCUCAACUGACAGAUAGGGAUCUGGAGUUUCUUCAACAGCCUCGACAGGACCAGCAGAACCAGCAGGUCCAGCAAUCCCAACAGCCACCUCAAAGGCAAGGACUAGAAGGAGCCCAUAACUGGUAUAACUUUGGGCAGCAACAGCCUCAAAACACCCAGAAUGGGGCAACAGGCUCCAGUGGCUUCUUGUAUACAGGCAACAUAGAAGAUGAUAUAUUUCAAAACCUCAUCAGCAAUCAUCAGCCAGUCCUACCAAUGAAACAAGAAGCUCAAGGUUCGAGCAACAUGGCUGUGCUGGGGCCCAGCUCGGACUGUGUGCCGUCCUUCACCGCGCUCUUGAACUCCACCUCCCCCAAUGGAAGUACCGCAGAGACCAUGAGACAAAUGGAAGCUGGUGGGCCCAAUCAGAGGGUCUCGCAGAUUUCCUACCCUGCCAGCAUCAUGGGGCAGGAGAGCAAUCUUGAUUCUUUUCCCUGGCAGUACUUCCCCGAAUAGAGUUGAAUCCCAUAAGUCUUCAAGAUUUUGUUCUUUAAAUGUAGGCUCUGAUUCAUGUUCACUGAAUGUAUUUUCUGAAAAUCAGAAGGGCUAGUUGUCCUGGAAAUACUGUAAGAUGCUGCCACCAAUUAGGUAAAGCAGUGAGAUUUUAUUAAAUGUUUAUGUACAUAACAGUCUGAUGGUCAUGUUGGAGACGUUUGGGACCUUGAGUCCACAAAUGCUCAAUUAUGACAGGUUAAUUGUGUUCCUUAAAGUGGGAACUAGCAGGGAAUUGUCCCUGGGUAAUGGCUAUGUCAUUUUAAACAUGCUUCUUAUCCAAGGUUCUCAAAUGUGCUGUUCAAACAAGGGUUUUCUUUGGUUACUCAAAAGUGAUAUUAUGGCUUUAGAAAACUUGUUCGAUUUUUACUUUAUUCAACAUACACAAGCUUUUACAUUGCAUUUUCUAUAGGCAAGUUUUUGUAUUUUUAUAAAAUGAAAGUUUAUACUACUGGACAUGGAUUUUUCCGAUUUCAUGUAUGUAAUGUUUGAUACAUUCUGAGCUGUUUUGU